Molecule: messenger RNA, 3122 nt
Organism: Clarias gariepinus (North African catfish)
Lineage: Eukaryota; Metazoa; Chordata; Actinopteri; Siluriformes; Clariidae
Gene: ubxn7
Product: UBX domain protein 7
Exons: 11
Coding region: 1-1569 (522 amino acids)
Biological process (GO): proteasome-mediated ubiquitin-dependent protein catabolic process
Cellular component (GO): nucleus
Molecular function (GO): ubiquitin binding
Source: RefSeq, a predicted model, not a curated record
AUGCGCAGUGCUGUUGUUGUUAACAGUGGCGGCAAGAUGGCGGCUCUCGGAGAUGCUUCAGGCCCGGGGCUUAAUGGGUUAAUUCAGCAGUUCACAGCCAUUACAGGGGCCACGGAAAGCGUCGGGAAACACAUGCUGGAGGCGUGUAACAACAACCUGGAGAUGGCCGUCACCAUGUUCUUGGAUGGAGGAGGAAUCCCGGAGGAGCCGAGUACCAGCUCCAGCGCGGCCGCAGCGUCCGGGAGCAGAUGCCACUCAGAAGAGACCGUGCGAGCGCCGAUCCCUCAGAAACAGGAGAUCCUGGUGGAGCCGGAGCCGCUGUUCGGAGUACCGAAGAGACGGAGACCGGCUCGGUCCAUUUUCGAUGGAUUUCGGGAUUUCCAGACUGAAACCAUCAGACAGGAGCAGGAGCUGAGGAACGGAGGAGCGAUGGAUAAAAAGCUGAGCACUCUGGCUGAUCUGUUCAGACCCCCGAUCGAGCUUAUGCACAAAGGCAGCUUUGAGACGGCGAAGAACUGCGGUCAGUUGGAGAACAAGUGGCUGAUGAUAAACAUCCAGAACGUCCAGGAUUUCUCCUGUCAGUGUUUAAACCGAGACGUGUGGAGUAACGAGGCGGUGAAAGCCAUCAUCAGAGAACACUUCAUCUUCUGGCAGGUCUACCAUGACAGUGAGGAGGGUCAGCGCUACAUUCAGUUCUACAAACUCAACAAGUUUCCUUAUAUCUCCAUCCUGGACCCUCGUACAGGUCAGAAGAUGGUGGAGUGGAAUCAGCUGGACGUUUCCUCCUUCCUGGAUCAAGUGACGGGGUUUUUAAGAGAACACGGCCAGUUAGACGGACUCUCCAGUCAGCCUCCAGCCAAACGAGCUCGCUCUGAGAGUCUGAUCGACGCAAGUGAGGACAGUCAGCUGGAGGCGGCGAUCAGAGCGUCUCUCCAGGAAACGCACUACGACUCGAAGCAGGAGAAGGCGGAGUCAGAAAACGACUCGGACGCCGAGGCCUUCUCCGACAGCGAGGGCAUGAUCUCACUGGACGGGUCGGACAACGAGGGAGGAGGGAGAGACUCCAUAGACGGGAACACUUUGUUAGAACAGGCCCUGCCCACUUCCUCAAAUAGCCCCGCCCAGAGCAGGAAGUCUCCACACAAAGAGUCCAACCACAGAAAAGAAGAGAGCAAGAAAAACCACGUGGAGCCGCCGCCACAACCGAAUCACAACCCCAUAGAGUCACAACAACCACGACAACAACCACCACCACCGCCACAACAACGUCAUCAUGACCAAAGUCACAAAAUCACGACAACCCAAAGCACACCGCCUGAAGACAACGGUCCGAAGGCUCGUCUAAUGCUCAGAUACCCAGACGGUCGGAGGGAACAGAUAGCGCUGUCUGCUAACGCUAAGCUUAUGGCUCUGGUGAGACACGUUCAGUCAAACGGAUAUCCGAACGAACGCUUCGAACUCGUGACCAACUUUCCACGAAGGAAGCUGGCUCAUUUGGACUAUGACAUCACGCUGCAGGAGGCGGGGCUUUGCCCUCAAGAGACUGUGUUUGUGCAGGAGAGGAACUAACUCCGCCCUCUCCUCGCUUUUUUUUUUUUUUUUUUGUUAAUUUUCAUAUUCGUCCCUCAUCCGUUGUUCCCCAUGGAGCCGAAAAGGAUCGCGUUCCCUGGAAACGGACCACACGUUCAUAUUUAUUUGUGAAUAUUUCAGCACAUCCCUGCUCCCUCCGGGUCUUUUUCGGUUUUCCAAACAGCGAUCGUGGAAUAAUGUGAGAGGAGAGUUCGAUCAGGUUCAGACGAUGGAUCAAAUAACGAGUGACUUUAAUGAAACCGAAUCAUUUGUUUCUGUGAGGAUUUUAACCCUGACCUGUUUUAAAACGGUUUGAGCCACGCCCUUGUCUACUUCCCCUUGGUCGAGUUAAUGAGUAAAAAAAAAAAAAAAAGUACAUGAGCAAUAGAAUGUGCCACACAGUAUUUUACAAUAAUACUUCUUAUAUGUCUUUUCUUUCCUACGUCCUCCACGUCCAUAACGAAACAUCUCUGCUAACCGGUUAGCUAGGUAACUAGCAUACCAACUAAUAAACAGACCAUCUGGUUUUGUUCUAUAACUAGUCUGCAGGCUAAUCACCUUAUUAAUAUAUAUAAAGUAAAGAAUUAAACACAAAUCUUUACGGCGAGUGUUUUGAUGGUUUGUCCCACUCGUUUGUGCGGCGCCGAUGGGGAAGUGGACGACGGCGUGGCCACGUUCUUGCGGCUCUCGAAGCUUAGCGGUGGAAUUAACUGGAUCUUCAGACUUCAGAGGAAGCGUUAAAAGCGCCGACUCGUCAGGACGGAGCAGUGACCGUGUGGGGCGUUACAUUUAUAGUGAAUUUUUCUGUCUCUUUUUUUAUAUGCUGCAUCAUUUCCACAAAAAAAGUUGAUUCUCAAAUAUAACCAUGAAAAAAAGCUGCGUGUGUGUAUUUGUACGUAGGUUAGGUUGGUGUAAUUAUUUCAUUAACUUUGGUGUGCAGUGUGUAAAGCUGAGGCGGUAAUCCAGCUGUAAAAUGAGAUCACUAUAGGACACGUCAACAAACACUUCGGCAUCCCAUAAUUUCACAUAUCAAAAAAUUUACAUUAUGUCCUUGGCUUUAUACACACACAAACACACGCAGGGCUUCUGCUUAUACACAAAUGUUUUUGAUCAGGCAUCACUAUUGUAAAUGGCGGCCCGCAGUCAGGAUCUGGACCAAGUGACAAUUCUAUCCGGACCGUGAUGUUUUUCUGAUAAAAGCAUCAGGGUCCCCCUCAGGGUGGGUGUGGCUAUACAAGUCACUCAACAGCCAAUCAAUCUGAUAGUUUACCUUGUAUAGACGGAGUGCGCAAAAGUAACACAAACAAAAGCGCGACAGCAUGACUUAUUGCAAGAAAAUACAAGUAGACUGAAAACUGAACCUUCAAAGAUGAAUGUACAGAAACAUAUCAAAAGCAGUCUGAGGUGAGGGCGUGUACGAUACCCGAACUGAGAGCCCGGUGUGACGGAGCACCCGGUGUCGACUUACAUUUAUUUGCAGCCGUGCAUUUGAAGAUUCACUAAAGACUAACUCCAGGCUGUUGUUUGUUUUUCAUACAGAUACCGGGAAAUAA